Austrofundulus limnaeus is the source of this 6017-nucleotide messenger RNA. RefSeq names its product myosin heavy chain, fast skeletal muscle. The transcript is spliced from 41 exons. The record is from RefSeq and is a predicted model, not a curated record. Gene Ontology annotation, molecular function: ATP binding; actin filament binding; microfilament motor activity. The coding region runs from base 81 to 5894 and encodes 1937 amino acids. Gene Ontology annotation, cellular component: myosin II complex; myosin filament; cytoplasm. Lineage: Eukaryota; Metazoa; Chordata; Actinopteri; Cyprinodontiformes; Rivulidae.
GGGCACCCUGCUAAGAAAUCUGCACCGAAGUUUCAACCAAACCUCCUGCUCACCGGGUGUUCUGCAAGUAAACGGUCAUCAUGCCUGACCCAGAGAUGGAGUGUUUCGGCCCGGCGGCCGUCUACCUCCGGAAGCCAGAAAAGGAGCGAAUUGAGGCUCAGAACACUCCCUUUGAUGCUAAAACAGCAUAUUUUGUGUCUGAGCCCACAGAGAUGUACGUCAAGGGGAAACUUGUAAAGAAAGAAGGAGGCAAGGCCGUCGUGGAAACCAUCACUGGGAAGCCUCAGACUCUCACUGUAAAAGAAGAUGAAAUCUUCCCCAUGAACCCUCCAAAGUUCGAUAAGAUUGAGGACAUGGCCAUGAUGACCCACCUCAACGAGCCCGCUGUACUGUAUAACCUCAAAGAGCGUUACGCAGCCUGGAUGAUCUACACCUACUCAGGCUUGUUCUGCGUCACUGUGAACCCCUACAAGUGGCUGCCGGUGUACGAUGCAGUGGUUGUUGCAGGAUACAGGGGAAAGAAGAGGAUUGAGGCUCCGCCCCACAUCUUCUCCAUCUCUGAUAAUGCCUAUCAGUUCAUGCUCCAAGAUAGAGAAAACCAGUCAAUCCUGAUUACCGGAGAAUCUGGUGCAGGAAAGACUGUGAACACCAAACGUGUCAUCCAGUACUUUGCGACAAUCGCAGUAGCUUCUGGGAAGAAGGUGGAGCCAGCUGCUGGUAAAAUGCAGGGAUCACUGGAGGAUCAGAUCAUUGCAGCAAACCCACUGCUGGAAGCUUAUGGUAACGCCAAGACUGUGAGGAAUGACAACUCCUCUCGUUUUGGAAAAUUCAUCCGAAUUCACUUUGGGUCAACUGGAAAGCUGGCUUCAGCUGAUAUUGAAACAUAUCUGCUGGAGAAGUCACGUGUGACGUUCCAGCUGUCAGCUGAGAGGAGCUACCACAUCUUCUACCAGCUCACAACAGGCCACAAACCUGAGCUGAUAGAGGCCCUCCUGAUUACCACCAAUCCCUAUGACUAUCCGAUGAUCAGUCAGGGUGAAAUCACUGUCAAGAGUAUCAAUGACGUUGAAGAAUUCAUCGCYACUGAUACUGCUAUCGACAUCCUGGGCUUCACUGCAGAGGAGAAGGUCAGCAUGUACAAGCUGACAGGAGCUGUGAUGCAUCAUGGGAACAUGAAGUUCAAGCAGAAGCAGCGUGAAGAGCAGGCUGAGCCUGAUGGCACAGAGGUUGCGGAUAAAAUCUCUUACCUAAUGGGCCUGAACUCUGCCGAUUUGUUGAAGGCACUGUGCUACCCCAGAGUGAAAGUGGGAAACGAGUUUGUCACAAAGGGUCAAACUGUACCACAGGUCAACAAUGCCGUGAUGGCUCUCUGCAAGUCUGUCUAUGAGAAAAUGUUCUUGUGGAUGGUGGUCAGAAUCAAUGAGAUGCUGGACACCAAGCAGCCCAGAAGCUUCUUUAUUGGUGUCUUGGACAUUGCUGGGUUUGAAAUCUUUGAUUUCAACAGCUUGGAACAGCUGUGUAUCAACUUCACCAACGAAAAACUGCAACAGUUCUUCAACCAUCACAUGUUCGUCCUGGAGCAGGAAGAGUACAAGAAAGAGGGGAUUGAAUGGGAAUUCAUUGACUUUGGCAUGGACUUAGCAGCCUGCAUUGAGCUCAUUGAGAAGCCAAUGGGCAUCUUCUCCAUCCUUGAAGAGGAGUGUAUGUUCCCGAAGGCUACAGACAUGACCUUCAAGAGCAAAAUGUAUGACCAGCAUUUGGGAAAAAGUGCCCCCUUCCAGAAGCCGAAACCUGCCAAAGGCAAAGCUGAGGCCCAUUUCUCUCUGAUGCACUACGCCGGCACCGUGGACUAUAAUGUUCUUGGCUGGCUGGAAAAGAACAAAGACCCAUUGAAUGACUCUGUGGUUCAGCUCUACCAGAAGUCUUCAGUAAAACUGUUGGCUUUGCUGUAUGCAUCCCACGCAUCAGACGCUGAGGGUGGUGCCAAGAAAGGUGGCAAGAAGAAGGGAGGCUCCUUCCAGACUGUGUCGGCAUUGUUCAGGGAGAAUCUGGGCAAACUGAUGACCAACCUGAGGAGCACUCAUCCUCAUUUUGUGCGCUGCUUGAUUCCCAAUGAAUCCAAGACACCAGGUCUCAUGGAGAACCACCUGGUCAUCCACCAGCUGAGGUGUAACGGUGUGCUGGAGGGAAUCAGGAUCUGCAGGAAAGGUUUCCCUAGCAGAAUCCUCUACGGUGACUUCAAGCAGAGAUACAAAGUGUUGAAUGCCAGUGUCAUCCCUGAGGGACAAUUUAUUGACAACAAGAAGGCCUCUGAGAAACUCUUGGGCUCUAUUGACGUUGAUCAUACUCAAUACAAGUUUGGACACACAAAGGUGUUCUUCAAGGCUGGUCUACUGGGUCUCUUGGAGGAGAUGCGAGAUGAAAAACUUGCAAUCCUUGUCACAAUGACUCAGGCCGUCUGCAGAGGCUUCCUCAUGAGGCGCGAGUUUGUCAAAAUGAUGGAACGCAGGGAAGCCAUUUAUUCAAUCCAGUACAACAUUCGCGCUUUCAUGAAUGUCAAGACUUGGCCAUGGAUGAAGCUGUACUUCAAGAUCAAACCUCUGCUGAAGAGCGCAGAGACAGAAAAGGAGAUGGCUCAAAUGAAAGAAGACUUUGCAAAAACCAAAGAAGAGCUGGCAAAGGCUCUGGCUAAGAAGAAAGAACUGGAGGAAAAGAUGGUUUCUCUCCUUCAGGAGAAGAAUGACUUGCAACUGCAAAUUCAGUCGGAAGGUGAAAACCUCAUAGAUGCAGAGGAAAGGUGUGAACAGCUCAUUAAGGCUAAAAUCCAGCUUGAGGCCAAGGCYAAAGAGAYAUCUGAGAGACUGGAGGAUGAGGAGGAGAUSAAUGCUGAGCUGACAGCCAAGAAGAGGAAACUGGAGGACGAGUGCUCCGAGUUAAAGAAGGACAUUGAUGACUUGGAGCUCACUCUGGCCAAAGUGGAAAAGGAGAAACAUGCCACUGAAAACAAGGUUAAAAACCUGGUUGAGGAAAUGGCCUCUCAAGAUGAGACCAUUGCCAAACUGUCGAAAGAGAAGAAAGCUCUCCAAGAGGCUCAUCAGCAAACCCUCGAUGAUCUGCAGGCAGAGGAAGACAAAGUCAACACUCUGACCAAGGCCAAGACCAAGCUGGAGCAGCAAGUGGAUGAUCUUGAAGGUUCCCUGGAGCAAGAAAAGAAGAUCCGUAUGGAUCUGGAGCGAGCUAAAAGAAAGCUGGAAGGAGAUCUGAAGCUGGCCCAAGAAACCAUCAUGGACCUGGAGAAUGACAAGCAGCAGUCUGAUGAAAAACUAAAGAAGAAGGACUUUGAAACAAGCCAACUUCUAAGCAAGAUUGAAGAUGAGCAAUCCCUUGGUGCUCAGCUCCAGAAGAAAAUAAAAGAACUUCAGGCUCGUAUUGAGGAGCUGGAGGAGGAGAUCGAGGCUGAGCGAGCUGCUCGGGCCAAAGUGGAGAAGCAGAGGUCCGAUCUCUCCAGGGAACUUGAAGAGAUCAGCGAGAGGCUGGAAGAAGCUGGCGGAGCCACUGCAGUUCAGAUCGAGAUGAACAAGAAGCGCGAAGCCGAGUUUCAGAAGCUGCGCCGGGAUCUGGAGGAGGCCACCCUGCAGCACGAGGCCACGGCCGCAGCUCUCCGCAAGAAGCAGGCUGACAGCGUGGCCGAGCUGGGAGAGCAGCUCGACAACCUCCAGAGAGUCAAACAGAAGCUGGAGAAAGAGAAGAGUGAGUUCAAGAUGGAGAUWGACGACCUCUCAAGCAACAUGGAGGCUAUCGCAAAAGCAAAGGGAAACCUUGAGAAGAUGUGCAGGACAUUAGAGGAUCAGCUGAGCGAGCUCAAAGCCAAGAAUGAUGAGAAUGUUCGUCAGCUGAAUGAUAUUAGUGCACAAAAGGCACGACUUCAAACUGAAAAUGGUGAAACUGCUCGGCAGCUGGAGGAGAAAGAAGCCCUCGUAUCUCAGCUGACCAGAGGCAAGCAGGCUUACACUCAGCAGAUUGAGGAGCUGAAGAGGCACAUAGAGGAGGAAGUKAAGGCCAAGAACGCUCUGGCUCAUGCUGUUCAGUCGGCUCGACAUGACUGUGAUCUGCUCAGAGAGCAGUAUGAGGAGGAGCAGGAGGCCAAAGCUGAGCUGCAGCGUGCCUUGUCCAAGGCUAACAGCGAGGUGGCUCAGUGGAGAACCAAGUAUGAGACUGAUGCCAUUCAGCGCACUGAGGAGCUGGAGGAGGCUAAGAAAAAGCUCGCCCAGCGUCUUCAGGAUGCUGAGGAAUCCAUCGAGGCUGUGAAUGCCAAAUGUGCCUCCCUGGAAAAGACUAAACAGAGGCUGCAGGGUGAAGUGGAGGACCUGAUGAUCGACGUGGAGAGAGCAAACGCUCUGGCUGCCACCCUGGACAAGAAGCAGAGGAACUUCGACAAGGUCCUUGCGGAGUGGAAGCAGAAGUAUGAGGAAAGCCAGGCUGAGCUGGAGGGAGCUCAGAAAGAAGCUCGCUCUCUCAGCACCGAAAUGUUCAAGCUGAAAAAUUCAUAUGAAGAAUCUCUGGAUCAGCUGGAGACCUUGAAGAGGGAGAACAAGAACCUGCAGCAGGAGAUCUCAGAUCUAACUGAGCAAAUCAGUGAAACUGGAAAAACCAUUCAUGAACUGGAAAAAGGGAAAAAGGUUGUUGAGACUGAGAAGAGUGAACUCCAAACCUCCCUUGAAGAGGCUGAGGCAACCCUGGAGCACGAAGAGUCCAAGAUUCUCCGYGUUCAGCUGGAGCUCACCCAACUUAAGGGCGAGAUCGACAGAAAGCUGGCAGAAAAGGACGAGGAGAUCGAGCAGAUCAAGAGGAACAGCCAGCGGGUGAUUGAGUCCAUGCAGAGCACUCUGGAUGCUGAGGUCAGGAGCAGGAACGACGCCCUGAGAAUCAAGAAGAAGAUGGAGGGAGACCUGAAUGAGAUGGAGAUUCAGCUGAGCCACGCAAACCGCCAGGCAGCUGAAGCUCAGAAACAGCUGAGGAACGUGCAGGGACACCUCAAGGAUACACAACUGCACCUUGAUGAGGCUGUCAGGGGACAAGACGAGAUGAGAGAGCAGGUGGCGAUGGUGGAGCGCAGGAACACCUUGAUGGUGGCCGAGAUCGAGGAGCUGAGAGCUGCACUCGAGCAGACAGAGAGGAGCCGCAAAGUGGCUGAACAGGAACUGGUUGAUGCCAGCGAGCGUGUUACACUGCUGCAUUCUCAGAACACCAGCCUCAUCAAUACCAAGAAGAAGCUGGAGGCUGAUCUUGUUCAGAUCCAAGGUGAGGUGGAAGAUGCUGUUCAGGAAGCAAGAAACGCUGAAGAGAAAGCCAAGAAGGCCAUCACUGAUGCUGCCAUGAUGGCGGAGGAGCUGAAGAAGGAGCAGGACACCAGUGCUCAUUUAGAGAGGAUGAAGAAGAACCUGGAGAUUACAGUGAAGGACCUGCAGCACCGCCUGGAUGAGGCGGAAAAUCUGGCCAUGAAGGGAGGCAAGAAGCAGCUCCAGAAACUGGAAGCUCGGGUUCGUGAACUGGAGACUGAAGUUGAUGCUGAACAAAGACGCAGUGCUGAGGCGAUCAAGGGUGUGAGAAAGUAUGAAAGAAGAGUGAAGGAACUCACCUAUCAGACUGAGGAGGACAAGAAGAACAUCACCAGGCUGCAGGAUCUGGUGGACAAACUGCAGCUGAAAGUGAAAUCCUACAAGAGACAGGCUGAGGAGUCUGAAGAGCAGGCCAACACUCACCUGACCAGGUACAGGAAGGUGCAGCAUGAGAUGGAGGAAGCUCAGGAGCGGGCCGACAUCGCCGAGUCUCAGGUCAACAAGCUGAGGGCCAAGAGUCGGGAAAUUGUCAAGACAAAGGAGUCCCAGGAGUGAUGAAGAAAUCAAACCUAAACAGUGACAAGAACUCAUAGAAUAUGAGAACCUUGUUACCUGUGUUUUAUGAUGUAAAACAUGCUGUGAUAAAAUGUAUUUAAUAAAUGGAACAGAUAGCUGACA